This is a messenger RNA of Calliphora vicina (urban bluebottle blowfly), 2397 nucleotides long. RefSeq lists its product as uncharacterized. The coding region runs from base 322 to 2070 and encodes 582 amino acids. Gene Ontology annotation, cellular component: cytoplasm. The record is from RefSeq and is a predicted model, not a curated record. NCBI's taxonomy places the organism in Eukaryota, Metazoa, Arthropoda, Insecta, Diptera, Calliphoridae. The transcript is spliced from 4 exons.
AACAAAUAAAAGAAUUUAAAGUAAGAUAAUAAAUAUUUAAAUUAAAUAUAUAAAUAACUUUUUAAAAUAAGUUAUAUUUCUACGGGUGUCAUCAUAUUUUCGCACCAGCUUAUAAUAACUAAUUAUCGUUCGGACAUAAAUAAGUAUCUAAUAAAAUUUUCACUGUUCUCAUUGGUGUGAAUAAAUUUUGAAAUAAAGAAAAACCAACAAAAUCUUCAACAAUUGCUGCUAAAAUGUCACGGAAUUACUAAAAUAAAGUACAACGAAUAAAUAUUUCUACAUACAUUAUAAUUAAGACAUUUAUUUAAUAUAUCCAAUACAAUGAGUUUGAUUCAUUCAGAGGAUAGCCCAUUGUCUGAUGGUAAAAUGGAUAUUUCCGAAACGACAUCCUUAGAUUCGGGGGGAACCUCCUUAAAUGACAACACUGAUCGAAUGGUGAGAGAAAACCUCGACACCACAUCUUUAAUAGCGAAGAAUACAACAAACUAUAACAAUCAUGAAUCACUGGUGGAGGAAAAUACCAACACCAAUUCGAGUGCUCUUGAAAUGUAUAAUGACAACGAAGUUAUGAAUAUUAAGACGACCACCUUAGACAACCGCAUCUUAAAGCCUUUACAAAAUCUCACUAUUGAAUCGCCAGAGGACACACAAACACAACAGCAGCAAAGACGCAGUAACAUAUCUCGCACAUUAGCCGAUAAUCACCCGUUAAUGCUAUCGCCUACUUGCUCUGAUUCGGAUUCAGAAUACGAUAAUCAGCUGCAUAAUCAUCUUCAAUGUGGUAAGCCUGUAGCCAUGGAUGAUUUCAUUGACGAUGAGAAAAUUAAUGAAAAUCAAAAAAACUAUCCGGAUGUUGUACCAACCCGCGAACGCUUACAUAUUCAAAUACCUCAACCUUUAGAACAAGGGGAACAAGAAGUCUCUAUAUUGAAUUCGAAAAAUAUCAACUGUGAUAGAAAAACAAUCUCUGAAUUAGCGAAAAACAACAAACAGCAAAUAACGUACAGUUUAAAGCCUAGCGCUUUAAAGGGUGCCACUACUAACUUUAGAACUAGUAGUCCGGAUCUAUUAAGUAGUGGAUCAGAGAUAAAUGUCUCCCAAUAUCAGGCUACAGUAGAUACCAACUAUCAAACGGUAGCGUUGAUGCCAAAGAAAGAUGUAAAUGAAGGUGCACAAAACAAACAUUUAAAAAAUGCCAAAAAAGCCGAAGACAUUUCCUCUCUAGACUCUAUUUCCAAUCAUAGUUUUGACGGUGAUGAAGAACAUAAUUUGGCCUCUUUAAGUCCGUCGAGCUCUCUAAUAGAUGGUCUUGACGACGAUGACGACGACAACGACGUCGAUGAUGAUGACGAUUGCGAAGGCCCCGAGUUGCUACAAGACGAUGAUGUUGAUGAUGAGCAACAGUUCUGUCAUAUUGCUGGUCAUACAACACCUACUCCGGGUAGAUUGUUGAAUAGUCCCUGUAGGGAUUCUUCAGAUAAUCAACAACUCCCUCAAUAUUCGGCCGCCGAAGAAAGACGUGAUUCACGCAACUGGCAAAAGAUCACAUUGCCGGAUGGUCGAACUCGUGAUAUCGAUAUGCGAGUUAUUGAGCCAUAUAAACGUGUCUUAUCACAUGGUGGCUAUCUUAAGGCCGGUGGUCAUAAUGCUAUUGUCAUCUUUUGUGCCUGCCAUUUACCCGACCGUUCUCGUACCGAUUACAGCUACGUUAUGGAUAAUCUCUUCCUGUAUGUUGUCAAAACGUUGGAACAGUUGGUUACAGAUGAUUAUGUUUUGAUAUACUUGCAUGGCGGAUCGAGCCGUCGUAAUAUGCCACCUUUUCCAUGGCUUAAAAAAUGUUACCAGCUAUUGGAUCGUCGUUUAAGAAAAAGCUUAAAAAAUAUGUAUCUUGUACAUCCAACAUUUUGGAUAAAAUCUAUAAUUUGGAUGACAAGACCUUUUGUUAGCACUAAAUUUUGGCGCAAAUUAGUUUAUGUAAAAUCCUUGGAUGAACUUUCAAAGUAUGUAACAGCUUUAGAAAAGGCUGCCAUACCCGAAAAAGUUAAGCAAUAUGAUUCUAAAAAACAUUAAAUGAUCUACAUAUGUAUAUAUAUGUUUGUAUAUUCUUUUUCUCUAGAAUACUCAAUUACUCAGUUUACUACUUAUUUAUAACUUUCUAUAAUUUAAUUUAUCUCUAUUUUUGUGAUACAUAUUUAAGUUUGAUUAUUUUUUUCAUUUACAUACAAAUAUUUUUCUAAAACAUGCCGUCAUAUACAUACAUACAUACUUGCAUAAAGAAAUUAUUAUAUAUUUAAGUUUAAUUUUCACAAUAAUAUUUACAUAAUCGUACAUUUUCCCAUUACAGCGCAAAUAAAUAAAUAUGGUAUAUAAUGAUUUAUGUAUAUCUAUUAGAAAAUA